UAUAGUGCAAGUUCCUCCUCAGAUCAUGAAUAUCUCCUCUGACGUCACAGUGAAUGAGGGAAGCAGCGUGACUCUGCUGUGUCUUGCUAUUGGCAGACCGGAGCCAACUGUGACAUGGAGACACCUGUCAGUCAAGGAAGGCCAGGGCUUUGUAAGCGAGGAUGAGUACCUGGAGAUCUCUGACAUCAAACGAGACCAGUCCGGGGAGUACGAAUGCAGCGCAUUGAAUGACGUCGCUGCGCCGGAUGUGCGGAAAGUAAAAAUCACUGUAAACUAUCCUCCCUAUAUCUCAAAAGCCAAGAACACUGGUGUUUCAGUUGGUCAGAAAGGCAUCCUGAGUUGUGAAGCCUCUGCAGUUCCCAUGGCUGAAUUCCAGUGGUUCAAGGAAGAUACCAGGUUAGCCACUGGCCUGGAUGGAGUGAGGAUUGAGAACAAAGGCCGCAUGUCCACUCUGACUUUCUUCAAUGUUUCAGAAAAGGAUUAUGGGAACUAUACUUGUGUGGCCACAAACAAGCUUGGGAACACCAAUGCCAGCAUCACAUUGUAUGGGUUCUUCUCAUCCCCAGAGCUCACUGUUGAAGAAGAAGAAGAAGAAGAGGAAACUGUUGUUGGACUGAGAUUGAGAAAUGAAUAUUAAUGAUGGCAGCUUGUUUUAGAAGACCUAAAUAAAACAAAAAAAAUCAUGGGGUUUCAACAGUGUUUCUCAUAAGGUAUGCCUCUUCUCAUAGAAAGGCUUGAUGUUCUAUGAAGUGAGGUGGAAAGUAGAGGGAAAGGGGGCUUAUUUUAUUAGUAUGAACUUAAACCUAGAAUACUUCAAAUAGUGAAAUUUUGGUGGUAAUGAUGGUGAUGGGGUGAAGUUUAGAUUUUUUAGUUUCUGUUUUUGCUGAACUCAUCAUGGAUCAGCCAAUAGGAAGCCAAGAAAGAAGGAGAUUGGGAAUGCAAGAGCUCUUGUAGCCAGUGCCCAGCCCUACAGACUUGCCAGGGAAGCAAAAUAGAGCCAGGCAGAAAUGGUGUCCUACUGGGCAGGGUUCGGCCGUCUCUCCCUUGGCCAGUGGGGUCUGCUCCUUGGAGUCAAGGGUCUGUCAUGCAGCCAAGGAUUGGGAUCCGUCUCUUCUCAGGAUGUCCUAACCUUCUGAUGGCAAGGAGAUGCCACCACCUACAGCCUAGCUCUCCACGUGACCACCUCCCAUGAGAACUCCUGCCCACAGUGUCAUCUUGGCUUCUGAACCACAAGCACACAGGGAGGGGUACGGAUGGGGAAGCUCCCACCUGCAUCUGGUCUGCUGUGUAAAAUCUAGCUGGUGUCAGCACAGUCCAACGCACUGGGAGGCAUGCAGUUGGUACUUCUGGGAGGAAGAAAGGGAAAUACAAACAGUGCAUACCAUUCUCUAUUAACUGCCCUGGGAAUGGAGAGGGAAAGUAGGCUAUGUACCACAGCAGGUAUAUACAGUUUGGGAUCCAGCAUUUGUUAGGAGUGUUUUCAAGCUGUGUAUAGCAGAUAUACAGUUCGGGAUCCAUUCAUUUGUUGGAAGUAUUUUCAAGUUUUCACAAAGUACUUGAAAGCUUGGUUUCCCAGUAAUUACCAUCCCAAUUCAGGCCUCCAUUUAAAAUACACAGCCCCCAUGUUCUCACUUUCCUUUCUCCCACUUCUCCCAGUAAGCUCUAUAGAUGCAGAGAAAAUACUACCGUUAAUAAUAGUAGUACUCAUAACUGACAGAUUGCUUAUAAACAAUGAGCUGUCAAGGUGGGAGGCAAUCAUUAAUGGGUAAUUACGAAACGCUUCUCAGGUUUGCGUUUUCACCUGACAAAGUACAUUUCUUCAGUCUUUUGAGUUUGUGUUCUCUGUGUUUUUCUUCAGGGCAUGAAGUGUGCAUCAAUUCCCUUUGUAUUCCCAACAAUGAAUGAAUGAUGAAUGGAUGAAUGAAUGAAUCCAUUUGUUGUUUCUUUCAUUCCAUAGGCUGCUUCAUUGGGUAUGCAAACUUUCUCUUUUAAUGUUGACAUUGAAAUGCCAUCUGUAUCAAGACUUUCUAGAUGCCAUUAUGAAAGUGACUCCCUGCUGUCCCCGUUUUAUGGUGCCCUGUGUCUAUUAAACUUAUGUCUAUUAAUACCUA
Messenger RNA from Cebus imitator (Panamanian white-faced capuchin), 2111 nucleotides. RefSeq names its product opioid binding protein/cell adhesion molecule like (gene OPCML). Bases 26 to 637 code for a protein of 203 amino acids. The record is from RefSeq and is a predicted model, not a curated record. Lineage: Eukaryota; Metazoa; Chordata; Mammalia; Primates; Cebidae. Gene Ontology annotation, cellular component: neuron projection. The transcript has 8 exons.